GCAUGCGCACUGCCGCCCCUCCCCGCCUCUGCCUGGUGACCUGCGGUAACACAACUUGAAAGGCGCAAGAUCAGCGGCUAGCACUUCCAUUGCAAAUACAUACACAGAGGAGGGUGGGGGCAAAAGCCGGGAGGGGGCGAUGGCCGCCAUGAUCUACGGGAAGAUCUUCGUGGGCAUCUACGUGGAGAUCAAACGGAGUGACGGACGGAUCCACCAGGCGAUGGUGACCUCGCUGCAUGAAGACAAUGAGAGCGUGACGGUGGAGUGGAUUGAGAACGGAGACACCAAAGGAAAGGAAAUCGACUUAGAGAGCAUCUUCGCCCUGAACCCGGACCUGGCCCCUGAGGAGGAGAUACCGCCCAGUCCAGAGGCUCCUCUUCCUCCUUCCAGUGUGGCCAAGACCAGCAAAGUGCCCAAGACCCGACGAGUCACAGCCAUACCCAAACCAGACAACACCCCACGGGAGAACCGAGCCGCGGCGGUGGGCACCACACGGGCCCGUCCGAGCCAGCACAGCCAGGCCGCAGAGCCCCCUCCCCCGUCCAUCGCCGCCCAGCCCACCGCCAACCAAUCGCUGAUCCAGCAGCAGAACGCACGACGCAAGUCCAACUGUGUGAAGGAAGUGGAGAAGCUGCAGGAGAAGCGAGAGAAGCGCCGACUUCAGCAACAGGAACUUCGGGAGAAAAGAGCACAAGAAGUGGAUGUCAACUUGCCAAACUAUGAGAUCAUGUGCAUGAUCCGCGACUUCCGGGCCAGUCUGGACUACAGACCUUUGACCUCCAAUGACCUGAUUGAGGAGCAUCGGAUAUGCGUGUGCGUACGUGCAAGACCCCUCAACAAAAAAGAGUUGUCUGUCAAGGAUUUGGGCGUGAUCACCAUUCCCAGUAAGGACGUGGUGAUGGUCCACGAGCCCAAGCAGAAGGUGGACCUGACCCGCUACCUGGAGAACCAGACGUUCCGCUUCGACUACGCCUUUGACGAGAACUCCACCAACGAAAUGGUGUACAGGUUCACUGCUCAGCCGCUGGUGGAGACCAUCUUCGAGCGAGGGAUGGCGACAUGCUUCGCGUACGGGCAAACAGGAAGUGGGAAAACGCAUACAAUGGGAGGAGACUUUUCUGGGAAGAACCAGGAUUGCUCCAAAGGGAUCUACGCCUUGUCAGCCAGAGACGUUUUUCUCAUGCUGAAGAAGCCCAUCUACAAGAAGCUGGAUCUCCAAGUCUUUGCCACGUUUUUUGAGAUCUACAGCGGGAAGGUGUUUGAUCUGCUGAACCGUAAAGCCAAGCUGCGGGUGCUGGAGGAUGGCAAGCAGCAGGUGCAGGUGGUGGGGUUGCAGGAGCGCGAGGUCAAAUGCACGGAGGACGUCCUCAAGCUCAUCGAAGUGGGGAACAGCUGCAGGACGUCCGGUCAGACCUCAGCCAACGCCCACUCCUCCCGCAGCCACGCCGUCUUUCAGAUCAUCCUCCGCCGCCGAGGCAAGAUGCACGGAAAGUUCUCCCUCAUUGACCUGGCGGGUAACGAGAGGGGCGCCGACACAUCCAGCGCCGACCGCCAGACCCGCCUUGAAGGCGCCGAGAUCAACAAGAGCCUGCUGGCCCUCAAGGAGUGCAUUCGAGCUCUGGGUCGGAACAAACCUCACACUCCCUUCCGAGCCAGUAAGCUGACCCAGGUGCUCAGAGAUUCCUUCAUCGGGGAGAACUCUCGGACAUGCAUGAUAGCCACAAUCUCCCCUGGGAUGGCGUCCUGUGAAAACACCCUGAACACGCUCCGAUACGCCAACAGAGUCAAGGAAUUUGGAAUCAGUCCCUCCGACAUUCCCUUCUCGCAGAGCGGUGGACGCGCCGAGCUUUCUCCUACUUACGAGGUGAAGGAGCUGACGGUAGAGCCGGCGGCCACCAUGGACGCACACCAUGAAGGACACGUCAACCAGCUGGACGUCCUGGAGGCCCAGUGGGGUGUGGGGAGCUCCCCACAGAGAGACGACCUGAAGCUGCUCUGCGAACAGAACGAGGAGGAGGUCUCCCCGCAGCUCUUCACCUUCCAUGAGGCCGUCUCGCAGCUGGUGGAGAUGGAGGAGCAGGUUCUGGAGGACCACAGGGCCGUCUUCCAGGAGUCCAUCCGUUGCCUGGAGGACGAGAAGGUCCUGUUGGAGAUGACAGAGGAGGUGGACUACGACGUGGAAUCCUACGCUACGCAGCUGGAACACAUUCUGGACCAGAAGAUUGACAUUCUGACUGAACUGAGAGACAAAGUCAAGUCCUUCCGCUGUGCGCUGCAGGAGGAAGAACAAGCUAGCAAACAAAUCACCCCCAGGAGGCCUCGUGCACUUUAGACCCAAAAACUGGAUGCCAGUGAAACAUCCAAAGGAAGGCCACAACCUCGCCUUCACGCUUACACCCCAAUUCAGAGCUCAUGCUGUCCAUUUUGUCUUCUUUGCGUCGUUUCACGUGCGUCUCCUGGCUUGCAGCCAUCUUGCCCCCCCCCCAUCACACCUAACAUUUUUUAUGUAUUGUUUUUUUAUCUAACGAGGCAAAAAAACUAAGUACUGCAUUUCCGGUCAAUGUAACUUUUCCACUGCAAAGUACCGCUUCUACUCUACUACUCCAUUUGGGGGACGUUAUAACUGCAACGGCGUUGGACAUAUGAGCCUAAAACAAAUGGGAGUCUAAGGUAAGCAGGGUUAAGCUAAAGUUAGCAUAGGAUUUAAUUUAUUUUUUUGUAGGGACGCUCGCUCCGAUCCAUUGGUAACUGUUCCCAAACCGCCCAUUUUCAUGAAAAUGCCUGUCAAAGCGAUGAGCGUCCAGCAGCAAAUCCUAUGUCUGCCAUUUUGAAGACGAUGCGCCUGGUAUUUAUCUCGACCCAGACACACCAAUCCAUGCCAGCCCUCAUCAAACCUAUGUAUCUACCACCGUUUAGAUCUAGCGACCUAAAAGUUAUUUUCUUUAAACUUAAAAAAGCCCAAAACUUACCACUUCCACACGGAUAGGGAGGAUAACUAUUAACAGUUAUUUAACUUUUAACAUGAACAUUAAUCAGACAUAAUAAUUUUUUCUGGGUACAUGAUACCAUACAGCAUCCAUAUCAAACUUGCGCGGGCCGCACUAACAUUAAACUUUCAUAUCAAGGCGGGGGCCUCAAACUAGUGUCCUGCAGGCCACAUUUGGCACGCGGGCCGCGUGUUUGAGACCCCUGAGCUAGCUUCCAGGUCUUGUGACUCUUAGCAGAGUCACAUGUUUUUAAAAACAAACAAGCAGCGUGAUUAGUUGGCUAUCUUGUAGUCGCGAUGCUAAUGAUGUCACUGUUGUGUUGGAUGAACAUGAAGCCUUCCGAUGGUGACGCUAUCACGCGGCUCACCAAAGGCUCAAUCAUGCUUCAGUGCAAGUGUUGAAUUAUAGACGUGACGAGUAUAAAGCGUGUGUUUGGUGGUAAAUCAAGUAGUGAAGCAUUGAAAUGUUGGCAGUCAGAAAUAAAAGCUGCCAGCUGUGAUAGUGAGGAAACACUCCAUUUAUUCUCUUUUCAUCAACAUAUUCUUUCAUUGUCCAUCUCCAGCUCAUAUCAAAUCAGUGAUUGAUCAAUGUAUUGGUAUUACCAGUGACACUGGGAAUCGUCUCCACUAUCACUUAUCAUAAAUAUAUUGAUAUCGUAAUCAGCAGUUUGAAACAGUGAUCGGAGCAUUCCUAAUUUUUUGUCCUUUUUUAGCUAUGUAUGCUCAGAAUGUGCUGGACCGCCAGUCGUUUACGUCCCCUGCAUGGUAUCAGCUUGCAUAUUUAUGUACUUGAGUAUGUAUGAUUUUUCUCGUCACUUUGUGCUGAUUUUCUAAGAAGUGUGCAGGGCAGGACAUGAAAUUUUGGUCACUUUUUGGUCACUUUUGGUCCUGUCUUGAUGAGCUCAGAGCUCGUAUCGCAUCAAGUGGCGUGUGGGGGUCGCUAUAAUCAAACACAUUCAUUCAAUUUUACUAAAAUGUCAUUUGCCAGAAUAAAAAUACUUGGAUGGCUGAUGUUUUGGGUCGGGGUGGGAGCAGGUGAAUAACAACAGCAACCCACAUUGAACGUGUCAGUCAAAAGCGUGACACUAAACACGGAGGAGAUUGUGGGCAGGAGAGGGAAAUGAUGUCAGCAAAGCGGAGACUUUGGAGUUUAAUCAUUUUACGUGAACACUGAAGGUUAAUUUUAGCCUGGUAUCCUCAAAAUGCUGCUGGACCUGCAGUUGUUUACGUCCUCCUAUAUGAAAUAGAAGUAGCUCCUGGUCAAUAACGAGUAGAGUUGUGACCGUGAGGUACCAAGCAGUGGAAAAGCGGCGUAUAUAUAUGGAUGGUGUCUUUUUUGUAAAAAAAAACAAAAACAAAACUUUUAUACACAUGACUGGCCUAAUUUGAUUUUUAAAAAAAUGUGCAGGGAGAUGGACAUGAAGUUAUGUCAUCAUAAAAGGAAAAAUCCUGUCCCUCAAUAAUGAGCUGAAGUGCUCGCCUUGCACCAACCGGCCACUGGGGACGCUGUAAUCAAACAUUUUCACACAACAGUCGAACAUAAAUGUCAUUUGCUAUAAAACAAUAAAUAAAAAGACUACUUCCUGUGGUUGGACGUGUUUUUAUUGAUUUUCUUAUCAUGUAUUUCCUUUUGAUUGUAAUUAUUGUAAUCCCAUAUGAAGGUAAAAACAGUCUGAAUAUUUAGAGUGUUGUCUUUUUGCUGCACACAGCC
Messenger RNA from Doryrhamphus excisus (bluestripe pipefish), 4697 nucleotides. Its product is annotated as kinesin-like protein KIF2A. Lineage: Eukaryota; Metazoa; Chordata; Actinopteri; Syngnathiformes; Syngnathidae. The record is from RefSeq and is a predicted model, not a curated record. Gene Ontology annotation, biological process: microtubule depolymerization; microtubule-based movement. Gene Ontology annotation, molecular function: microtubule motor activity; microtubule binding; ATP binding. Gene Ontology annotation, cellular component: microtubule.